Messenger RNA from Periconia digitata, 898 nucleotides. The record is from the annotation of a GenBank genome assembly. Lineage: Eukaryota; Fungi; Ascomycota; Dothideomycetes; Pleosporales; Periconiaceae.
UCCCGGUAGUCUGGUUUCAACGGGCUUGCAGCUCAGUCCAGCUGUCUGGUUUGGCCUCGUGGGGUACAUACACUGCUCAACCCGGGCGAUGCGAAAGUGGGGUAUUUUUGUUUGAUGCCGAGGUUGUUUACAAGUCCGUGAGGGUACCCUCGCAGGUAAUAGUCCAUGUGCAUUGAAUAUACCCAAGUGUCUUAUUUGUCUUGCUUUCAAAUACCUUGGACAGAGUAUAUCCUGAAGGGCGGCAUUGACAUGUCUAUCGGCUCAAGUUCUUGGGCCAAUUACCCAAAGAGAAAGCCAAAUCGAGUGGGGAGACGCUCAAAGAACCGUUGUUUUCAUUGCUUUUUUUUUUGUCUUGCUGCUCAAACAUCUAAAACGAGCUGGAGUGACUAAACGGGGGGGAAUGCCAUUGCUGCUUCUUUUUUACGCUCUCUUUUUGCAAAAUGCCGACCACAAUGUUAACUCAAAACACAGACGUGAAAAAGAAAAGGAACUCCACGAGUCGAAACCAAAAGGACAAGAAAUCGCCGCCUAAUCAAGUUUUUGCCUCCAGCGCCGUACAAUGUCUCCGGAAUCCUUCUGCACUUCACUCUCUUCUGCCACAUCUCGUCCUGGCACCUUUUCCUUUUGCCGUUUUUAUUCAAGUCCGUCGAGGAUUUUUCACCCGUUGGUGGCACAUCUCAACAUGCCCGCACUCACUCUGGUCUCACUGAGCUGACCCCUUCUGAUCCCCUGCUCUUUUCUCUCCGUUUCUUGGAAUGGUUGGAUUGGAGGACUCUGCAUCCAUCAACUUCAAACACUUGACCUCCCCAAGAAUCAGACCUCAUUAUUACCCCUUCAGCGGCAAGCAAAUAUAGUCCAGCAUACCGUCAUCAUCAUGCUGUUGAAUCACAAACGCCCC